Molecule: messenger RNA, 825 nt
Organism: Fonsecaea multimorphosa CBS 102226
Lineage: Eukaryota; Fungi; Ascomycota; Eurotiomycetes; Chaetothyriales; Herpotrichiellaceae
Exons: 1
Coding region: 1-825 (274 amino acids)
Biological process (GO): replication fork processing; DNA repair; kinetochore assembly
Cellular component (GO): FANCM-MHF complex; Fanconi anaemia nuclear complex
Molecular function (GO): protein heterodimerization activity
Source: RefSeq, a predicted model, not a curated record
AUGGCUCCCUCGACCGCGUUCAGGAAAGCGACAAAGAGUGCUUUUUCGCCGCCUCGGCCGGGGAAGUCCAAGACGGCCACGAAGUCGACGAAAGAGAAGAAGGGCACAACGAGAAAAAGCAACGCAGCCAGACACAGUAGUUUGGGGGGAGUGGGAAACUCGAAAAUCCACAAACAGAAGCAGCGAAAACCCAGAGUGGGAAGACAGGGGCCGAAGCCGAAACGAAAAGGGGCUGCCGCGGGGACGAUGAGAGCCAUACUUGGAGAGGCAAGCUCGGGAGACGACGAUGAAGAUGAAGACCAACGUGGUGCUGGGUCGGAAGAUAACGCGAACAUGGACACUGCGGUCGACGAGGAUGAUAACCUUGUGGAUGAGGAUGAGGGUGAGGAUGAUGACGACGACGACGACGACGGCGCACAAGAAUCCGAAGACAAAGACUCAGCCGAAGAGGAACCUUCCCUCCCUCCCGACCGCACCCUCACUCUCUCCUCCCCCGAACCCGACUUCAUCCUCGCCGAAGUCACCAACACAUCCACAUCCUCCACGACCCUGAACCCGCCUAUCCCCCUCCCACUCAUCCACAGAAUCAUGCACACGCACUUCUCUUCUCCAAACAAAACCUCAAUUUCCUCGGACGCGCGACACCUCAUGGGGAAAUACACCGAGAUCUUUGUCAAGGAGGCGAUACGCCGGUGCGUGGAUGAUAAACGAGAGCGCGCUGCCCACCAAAACGGGGAUGGCGAUGGUGUGGUAGUGGGGGAUACGGGGUGGCUUGAGGUCGAGGACCUGGAGAGAGUGGGCGUGCAGCUGUGUUUGGAUUUCUGA